Lachancea meyersii CBS 8951 is the source of this 1020-nucleotide messenger RNA. NCBI's taxonomy places the organism in Eukaryota, Fungi, Ascomycota, Saccharomycetes, Saccharomycetales, Saccharomycetaceae. The record is from the annotation of a GenBank genome assembly.
AUGUCUGUAAAAGAGGAAAUCAGAGGCCUUCUUAGUGAAGCGGCCAAAUUUUACGCUGCCAAAGAUUACGAGACGUCGACAAAUUUGUAUUCAGAGGCUAACGCGAUGUAUGACGCGUCGACGGGCCAAAGUAACGCAGAUUACUUGUUCUUGUAUGGAAAAUCGCUGUAUCAACUCGCAUUGAGCCAGUCUGAGGUCUUUGGAGGUGAAGACGAUGGCCAAGAAGAACAACAAGACGAGGACACUGAGUCUGGCGAGGACGAAAACGACAAGGACCAACAAUUGUACCAGUUCAGCGAGACGUUAGCCGAAGGUGACGGAGUCGAAGAGAACGGGAAAGAAGGCGAGAAUAGCGGGGAAGAAGAAGGAGAAGUAGGAGAAGAAGGAGAAGGACCGGAAGACGAGGGAGAUUCACAGACCAACGACCAGACGCAAACGUCAGACUUCGAAAACGCUUGGGAAGUCUUGGAACUGGCGCGUGCGCACUACGAAAAACAGGCACAGGACCAGGAAAUACUUGAAAAGCUGUCUGAGACUUACAGCAUUUUGGGAGAGAUUUCUCUGGAGACUGAAAAUUUCCCUCAGGCGGCUCACGACCUCACACGGUGUCUAGAGCUUCGCAAGAAGGCGUACAGCGGCGAGGACCCUACUCACAGACUAAUUAUUGAGUCUCAUUACAAGCUUUUCUUGGCGCUGGAGCUCGACCCCGCUCAGAGCGCUCAAUCUCAAGAACAGCUCGAAGCGGCCGUGCAGCUGCUGGAUGCGCGUAUCAAGGACAAAAAGGGCGAGAAAGACGAUGAGGGCCUUCUGGAAGAGCUGAAACUCAAGUUGAAAGAGCUCAAAAGCUCAGCACAAUCGCUGGAAGCUCUGAAACAAGCAAGUGUAGCCCAGAUCAAAGAAGCUUUGACUGGCACCACCAAUUCCAACAAACCAGCUGCGGUUAACGAUCUCACCUCCAUGGUAAAGAAGCGUAAGCCCAAACAAGACCGAGACCAGUCAUCCAAAAAGCACAAGCUGUAG